AGACUCCGGUGCGCCGCGUCUCCCGCGGGCAGAGAAGUAGCUGCAACUCCGCUCCCCGGGCCCAGCCGCCUCCUCCCCGCCGCCCUCCCCCGCCCCCGCCCCCUCGCUCCCUCCCGCUCUUUGUCUCCUGGGCGCCCGGCUUCCUCGCCACGCGCCCCCCCCGCGACGCCUCUUCCCCGGAGACCCCCGCGGACCCCUGCCGACGCGACGCCGCGCGAAUCGUCCCUGCCAGGCGGGGGCCCCGCGUCCGGCCAGGCCUGGCGGGCGGCAGGGGCGGGGAGGGAGGUGGCGCUCGCUCUUCGCUCUUCUCUCUCUCUCUCUGACACACACACACACACGCACACACACACGCACACGCACACACACACGGAGCAUCCUCCCGUCAGGUCUCCUGGUCCAGCCCCGCCCGCGCCUCCUGCUUCCAGCGAACCUGUUCCCUCUCCCCACAUCCCCCGCCCUCCAUCUCCCCCGGCUCUGGGACCCUUCCCGCCGACCUCACCCCCACCCCCGGGAUGGAGCGGCUCGAGCCCGCCCGGAGCCCCCCGCGGCCGGGGUGACGGUCCCCCCACCCCUCUCCUGCCCGGCCCCCGCCUCGAGCACCAUGGGCCUGAGGGGUUCCCGGGGCGCCAGACGCUGAAGAUGACCGAUGCCGGAGCUCUCUUGAGUCAUGGCUUCUUCAAAGCUCCGAGAACCCGUGGAUGAAGUUUUUGACCUGGACUUGGCUGUGCCAGAGACAGCCAGACUGGACAGCAGUUUACACAAGGCCCGGGCCCAACUGUUGGCCAAGGGCCGGAGACACCGGCCGUCCCGCUCCAGGCUUCGGGACAGUGCCAGCUCCGCGGAGGAUGGUGAAGGCUCCGAUGGUCCCGGAGGCAAGGUGACCGAUGGCUGCGGGAGCCCCCUGCACCGGCUGCGCUCGCCUUUGCACUCAGGCCCGGGGUCCCCGGCCGGGGGCUCUUUCUGCCUGGAUCCUCCGGGGUUGCGGCACAGCCUGGACGAGGACGAGCCGCCGCCCUCGCCGCUCACACGCUACCGGCCCCUGCACAACGCUGCGUCGCACGAGGGCCUGGCCGCUGCCUCCUGCUCUCCGCCGCGCUCCGCGCCCUCCUCCGACAGCUCCCCCAGCUUCGUGCGCCGCCACCCACGCGCAGAGCCGCACAGCGAAGAUGACAGCCGCGACGCCAGUCCUCCUGAGCCCGCCAGCCCCACCAUCGGCCUGGAUAAGAAGACUCGCCGAAAGUUCCUGGACCUGGGGGUCACCCUGCGCCGAGCAUCCACGGGCAAGAGCCGGAAGGAGAAAGGCAGCAACCGACUGUCCAUGGGCAGCAGGGAGUCAGUGGAGGGGUCCGGCAGGUCAGGGGGCUCCCCGUUCCUGCCUUUUUCCUGGUUCACGGACAGCGGCAAGGGCUCAGCAUCCUCGGGUAGCACCACCUCCCCCGCCUGCUCCCCUAAACACGAGGGCUUCAGCCCUAAGAAGUCAGCUUCCCAGGAAUCCACUGUGAGUGAUGACUCCACGCCCCCCAGCAGCAGCCCCAAGAUCCCCAGUGGGCCCCGGCAGGAGGCCAAAUGUUCUUACCCCUACCACACGCUGUCUCAGUCUUCAGAUGAGUUCCUGGAUGAACCCCUCCCCCCUGUCCACCACUGGACCAGCCAGCAGGUGGGCCAGUGGCUGCAGAGCCUCAACCUGGAACAGUAUGCUGCUGAGUUUGCUGCACGGCAGGUAGACGGGCCACAGCUGCUGCAGCUGGACGGAAGCAAACUAAAGAGCCUGGGGCUCAGCAACUCUCAUGACCGGGCACUGGUGAAGCGCAAGUUGAAGGAGAUGGCAGCGGCUGCCGAGAAGGAGCGCAAGGCCCAGGAGAAGGCUGCGCGGCAGCGGGAGAAGCUCCGGCGCCGAGAGCAGGAGGCCAAGAAGAGCUAGGGGAGGGUGCACAGGCACUGGCACCCAGCAGGGGCAGCCACUGGCUCCGCGGGCACAGGCCUCACCAGGGAGGCUGGACCUGGGCGCUGCACUUGGGCUAGCCUGGUCCCACGCUCUCAGGGGGGACAUGCUCUCUCUUACCCUGUCACUUGGUCUAGACCCAGAGCCCCCAGAAAGGGAGACCCCAGGGAGAGGGCCUAGUAAUAAAUCCUAUUUUGAGGACUUGUUUGGCACAGAGUUCCUGGGGGAGGAGCAGAUGAAGGGGAGAGGGCAGAGAGGCCAGGGCUGAGGCAAGUCUGGCAGCCUGGGUCAGGCUGUCCCAUUGCCCUCAGGCCAUCGUGGGGCUGGGGUGGAGGGGAGCUAGGAGGCCUGCCUGCCUGCUUGCCUGCCAGAGGCCCUGAGGCCGGGCCCCAGGGCUCAGAGCUGGGCUGGGCAUUUCAGCAGGAGCCCAUGUGGGAGCGGCUCCUCUCCACUCUUCCAGGGGACUGUGUGGUGGGAGAGCUCUGUCCUGCUCCCCCAAGAGGCCAGUGGGCGCUGCAGCAAGUCGCACUCAGGGUAGACUCCCAGCCAAACUCCUCAACAGGAGCGCAGAGAAAGCAGCCUGGGGCGAGUGCAGUCUUUGCCAGGACUCAAGAGGGGAGGAUGAACACCCCCUCCUCCCUCUCCCCUCCUCUGUCUUGUGGGUCCCAGGGGGUGAGAUGACACCACACAGGUCUGCCUCUCCGGGCCCAUUCAAGACCUGGUCUUUGACCCAUUCUCCAAGCCAGGACUCCCUUCACUUCCUGCUGCUUCCUCAGAGGGCACCUAAGCCCUCUUUGGGAGCUGAGCAAACAGGAACUGAUAGGGACAGAGGACACCACUUCCACCAGCCAAGGCCUAGGAGCUGCUGACCUGGUCAGCCCUCACCCUAGCCAGGCAGAGAGGCAAAACCUGGGGGUCUCCGGCAGCUACGAGAUUGGAAAGGUUCAUCAGCCCUCCCCCAUCUGCCCCAGGCAUUGUCAGGGAAUCAGUGGGCUCAGAACUGGCAGGCGGUGCAAGCUCUGCUUCCCUGGGCCACACUGAGGGCUGGGGCCAGCUCCCUGGAUGGGGGGUGGAGUUUACCAGCAGCCUGGGGACAGCAUGUGUCCUUUUUAGGAAAUGUCCUUGGAGGAAUUGUUCAUGUGUGGCGCUGGUCAGCAGCUAGUCCCGCUUCCAGGACACUGGUCAGUUACCGAUGAGGCCGGGGGCUCCUGCUUGGAAACCCCUCCAGCUCCUCCCAUCUGCCCACACAGAGCGACAGAUGGCACCAAUGCAUGCUGGCUCCCUCAUUCCUGUCCAGGGGCUGUGGCUUACGGCCAGCACCCUGUACCUGGGACUCAGCCCUUAUCCCCCCUCUGCUAUCUGUGCUGGGAGAGGGGCUUCGGAGGGAAACAGAUAUGAGGACACUGGCACCAUCUGGGCCUGGUGGCAGGGCCAUGGGAGGUUGGAAGGCACCCACAUCCUUAAAGCCAUCAGUAGCUAUAGUGGGUGCCCACCUGCAUGUGAAGGGGAGGCAGUUCUCAAUUUAUUUCAAUAAAUACUUAUGAUGUGCCAGUGACCAGAA
Molecule: messenger RNA, 3503 nt
Organism: Gorilla gorilla gorilla (western lowland gorilla)
Lineage: Eukaryota; Metazoa; Chordata; Mammalia; Primates; Hominidae
Gene: SAMD14
Product: sterile alpha motif domain containing 14
Exons: 10
Coding region: 668-1921 (417 amino acids)
Biological process (GO): calcium-mediated signaling; neuron projection development; actin filament organization
Cellular component (GO): dendrite; postsynaptic density; actin cytoskeleton
Molecular function (GO): actin filament binding
Source: RefSeq, a predicted model, not a curated record